This is a messenger RNA of Penicillium angulare, 1353 nucleotides long. RefSeq names its product fungal specific transcription factor domain-containing protein. The transcript has 2 exons. Gene Ontology annotation, biological process: DNA-templated transcription; regulation of transcription by RNA polymerase II. NCBI's taxonomy places the organism in Eukaryota, Fungi, Ascomycota, Eurotiomycetes, Eurotiales, Aspergillaceae. Bases 1 to 1353 code for a protein of 450 amino acids. The record is from RefSeq and is a predicted model, not a curated record. Gene Ontology annotation, cellular component: chromatin. Gene Ontology annotation, molecular function: zinc ion binding; DNA-binding transcription factor activity, RNA polymerase II-specific; RNA polymerase II cis-regulatory region sequence-specific DNA binding.
AUGUUGAUGAAUACAAAGGGUACAACCACUUACGUCCUGAAGAAUUUUACACAUACUCAGCAACAAAUUGCAUCUGAGCUAGAGAGAUGCACAACAUAUGCUGAAUCUCCUGCUAAUGUGAUAUCAACCUUUUCGACGGCUUUUCUCUUCUUGAAUCUCGCUGUAUUAACAGGAACCGCCCAACGACAUGGCCUUUUCGCAGCGUCCCAAGGUCAAAUACUUGACAUGAGUCUCUUCGAAGCCGUUCCCGACGUGGAAACGCGAUGGAAGGCCUGGAGCAAGGUAGAAUCCACGAAAAGGGUCAUCAUCAGCCUUCUUCUCUUGGACUCCUGGUUCUCGUCCCUCCUUUCAACAAAUCCAAUCGUUGCACCCGAUUCACUUGAAAUCAUCAUGCCUUGUAACGAGGCCUUAUUCAAUGCACCAUCAUCAAUACGCUGGACACAGCUCAUUCGCGAAGGCAAAAGAAUCAUCAUGUCAACCGUGCCUGCACCGUCAGAGAUCAGCAAAAUACCCACUCUAGAGGAUCCAAUGCACGAAUUCGGCAUGCAAGCGGUUCUUUCAAUGGUUCAAUUACGCCAAUCAGAAGCAUACUACCGCCUUCUUUCAGACCGCGCCCACUGGCCCUUCGCACCGUGCCAUACAUACGCAAUGGAUGGUCGGGCUCGAUGCCUGCCAUCUCUUCAAUCUCAAAUCGCAACAGAAUACAGCGAUGUCCUUCAACAGCUCAAUCCCAAUGCACUGAUAAUGUGGCACCACAUGUGUAUGGGGAUGACGGCCGAUCCCCAGAUAUUCGAUCUUGCAGCUGGUCGAGGUGGUCCUCAGCCAGCACGAAAGGCACUACAAGAUAUUGCGGAGUGGUCAAAAACCCCAGCAGCCAGACGAGCCUGUCUGCAUGCAGUUCAUAUUUACAAAGCCAUGACCAAUCGUAGAGCCUCGGAUCAUCCAACCUUUCACUCGGUUUUUGCUCUCUUCUCUGCUGCCCUUGUACUGGGCUUGUAUACGUUCAUGGUUCCUGAUUCUCCGGUCAUACCCUCCGGUGCUGGGAGCAUCGAGUUGAUGGAUGAUGUUGACUGGAAGGAAGUGGGACUGGAGGGGUUUACUUCCUUUAUGGAACCUAGGGGGAGCCAAUCUUCCUCAUUAGCUAAUGAUCCCACGAUAAAUUUCAUUCGCAAUGGAUCUACGAUAUUUCUUCGGGGUGUGCCUUUUCAUGGCGGAUACCAGUCUGCUCGCAGGAUUCUACUUGAUUACGCGAAUUUGCUCAAGGAUUCUGGGAAGAGGUGGACCGUCAAGAAGUUCUCUUAUAUUCUGCACAUAAUGAGCGAUGUGCUUAUGGAAGAGAUACCUCGUGUUUGA